Messenger RNA from Mesorhabditis belari, 1710 nucleotides. NCBI's taxonomy places the organism in Eukaryota, Metazoa, Nematoda, Chromadorea, Rhabditida, Rhabditidae. The record is from the annotation of a GenBank genome assembly.
AUGUCGACCUUUGAUGAGCACAUCGCUUUCGCCACAAAAUUGCCUGAUUCCCCCAAAUGGGAGAAAUUCGUGGAGGCCGACGAGAAGGCUGCAGCUCAUUCGCAAACGCGUCGGAAAUAUGCCCUAAACGCUUUAAUCUCCGUAUCUGCCUUCACUUCGGUGGGCCUUGUCGUUGGCGAACGAUGUGUGGAGCAUGGGAUUUUGAUCUUUCUACCGUCAUUUGUCUUCUGGUACUUGCUAUUCAUGGUGACGGUGGCUUCAUGUGAAGUGGGAAUCGGGGAAAGCAAUCCAAAUCAACAUCAUCAUAAGAUUUUCAAUGACAUCUCGAAGAUCACUUCCGGCCUCGGCUCUCUACUGUCAUGCGGAUUCUUCCUUCGUUUUACCGAGUUCUUUCUGCGAAAUGCGUUGGCUGUUAGUGCUGGGAUUCACAUUUUAAUAGAAAAUGCUUCACCACGAACCCUCUGCUUGGAAGAAAACGAUUGCUUCGCGUUGAGUUCACAAAAAAAUUGCUCAUCAAGGGAGUAUGGUUAUCAACCGUCAACGGAAUGUCGAAAACUUGCCAUACUCUCGCUUCUUGUUCCACCAACUCUUCGAUUAACUCAAAUGAUGACAACGAUUGAUGAAAAUCUUUUUACGAACCCGAUUCCUUCGUGGGUUGUGAUGGUUGCCGUGGUAUUGGCCUGUUUGAUGGGAGCCGCGCUGCGCCCUUUGAUUGUUCGCUGCCCGAAAUUCUUCUUUAUGCUGUCAUUUUUACUGCAGAUCGUCUUCGGAGCUCUUCUCUUUACCUUGGCUUUUCUUCUCGAUUCUUGGCCAGAAGUUUCAUUUAAAGGGGAUUUUCGCUUCUUGAGAUUUUGCUUUGACGGAAUUGCCAUGGCUUCAUCUGCUUUAUGUGGUUUACUCGUUGAGUUUGGAACAGUAAUGCCUACGGGAGGGUAUGCAAAAUUGAAAGGCUUCUUCAUGGCCUUGGUUUCACUUUUUUAUACGCUAGUGGUCGCCAUUUUCUCAGCAAUUGGUUAUUUAGCAGAAGCACAAUCGGUGGGAAAUAGUCAUGUGGAUCCUGUGAUUGUUUGGCCUAUUUGGACGAAACACAGGUCACACGGAGAUUUUGUUGUCGUUGCCACUUUGCUUUUAUUUCUUCUCGGAUCGUUAAGUGCGACGACUCUCCUUUCGUUUUAUCCACUCACCGGAGUCAAUAAACCGUCGUCGUGGAAAUUUUACGUGAAAUUGCUUCCAGUGGGACUCGUCAUUGCAAUUGUUGGCUUAGGAGGUGUCCGUGCUACGAGAGUUGUCGAGCGAUCGGCCGAUUUUGUUACCGCAGUUGCUAUUCAACUGCAGCUAAUCAUUUUGUUGAUUGCACGGGCGACCGGCGGGAGAAUAUUCAACAAACAAAUCACAGAGGGAUCGAAUGUGUUCGGGAAUAAAAGAGGAUGGAGGCAGGCGCUCGUCCCAUUUAAUCUCUUCAUCAGUUUUCUCUUGGCGCUGUUGAUCUUCUUGUCCGCGGUGUAUCGAGUGGUUGAGCCAGUACCGCCUGGAUUAUGGCAAAAGACUUUGGAUCCAGUUGGAUCGCAUUAUGUGGCCGAGGUUCUGCUUCAUCUUCUUCCUGUGAUACUAUUCUGCUUUGUGACGGUGAUUCGAGUGUUGUUGCUGAGCAAGAAUUGGGGACACAGAUCGACAAAGCUUAAUUUGGACACUGUUGUUUCCGAUUACUGU